This is a messenger RNA of Chelonus insularis, 1576 nucleotides long. RefSeq names its product Synaptosomal-associated protein 29kDa (gene Snap29). Gene Ontology annotation, cellular component: SNARE complex; plasma membrane. The transcript is spliced from 2 exons. The record is from RefSeq and is a predicted model, not a curated record. Gene Ontology annotation, biological process: synaptic vesicle priming; synaptic vesicle fusion to presynaptic active zone membrane; exocytosis. Gene Ontology annotation, molecular function: SNAP receptor activity; syntaxin binding. Lineage: Eukaryota; Metazoa; Arthropoda; Insecta; Hymenoptera; Braconidae. Bases 324 to 1133 code for a protein of 269 amino acids.
GUAAUUACCGUUAGACGGCUUCCAAGUUUUCUGUGUAGAUGGUAGAAUUUAUUCCUUCAAUUGAAUAAUUACUCUUUAGUUCACAAUAAUUACGGUUAACUGAUAAAAUUAAAUCAUUAAAUAACUAUAUUUUUCAUCGUUAAUCUUUUGUAUAAAAUAUUCAUGUAGAAUCAGCAGUCGACUUGUGGUUAGAGUGAGAGUAAUAUGAACCGUUGAUAACAUUCUUUAUCACAGUUUCUUUGUCAAAGGCAUUUGUUGUCAGUGUAGUGUUGCAAAAUAAUCAUUGAAUAAUUAAUCAAGUUUUUUGAGUUUCGUAUUGAAAAAUGGCUGCUCAUGAUUAUUUAAGUGAUCCGAAAAAUCCUUUUUUUUCGUUAGAGGAUGAUAUUGAUGAUGAAACAUUUUUGAGAAGUGCACCUCCACGUCAAAAUAACGUCACUCAUAACAAUCCUUAUGUUAACUUUGAUGAUAACUUUGAAAGACAACACCAAUUACUUGAAGAACGUAAGAAAGCAAUUGAAGAAAGAACUAUUCAAUCUUCUGAAAGGUCCAUAUCAUUAUUAAGAGAUUCAGAGCAAAUUGGAGCUGCGACAGCUGAGGAAUUGAUUAGACAAAGGGAACAGCUAGAGAGAACAGAAAAAAGGCUAGAUGAUAUAAAUAGUACCUUAAGAUUCAGCCAAAAACAGAUACAGGGAAUAAAAAGUGUAUUUGGUAGUUUGAAAAAUUAUCUUAGUAGAAAAUCUCUUGAUGCUCCAACGCCUACCAUGACAAGUGGCAGUAAAUCACCUGAUAGUGAACGUUCUGGUUCGAGCAGCAGUAUAUUGAAUAAUUCCAUUGAACAAUCUAGAACAACUUUAACAGCAAAUCAUCCAACUCUGCAACGUAGAGGACUUUUAGAUGAUGAUAUCGAUGACAAAAAAUAUGAUUCACCGAUUACGAAUGUCAGCAAAGUUUUAGAACGUAAUCUAGAUGAAAUGAGUGGAUCGUUAGCUCGACUAAAAGGCUUAGCUAUUGGUUUGUCAGAAGAAAUUGAUUCCCAAAAUGAUUUAAUUGAAAAUGUGAUAACUAAAACUGAUAAAGCAGAUAUUAUGCUUGAGAGACAGAAUAAAGACAUGAGAUAUUUAUUAAAAAAAUAGGAAAAAUAAUAAUCAAAUCUGAAUUCAUAGAAACUCGGACUAAUGUACAUGUCCUUUAGAGUAAACACGAAUUAUUGAAUUAUAAGAAAAUAUUAAGCAAUUUUAAAUUAUAAGAAUUCUGCUUUUUGGAUAAAAGGAUUUAUUUUACAUGCCAAUGUGUUUAUUUUUAUUUAUGUCAAAUAUGUUUAUGUGAUCACUGUGAUUCAAUCAUCUAUCAACAUUAUUCACUAUGAUAACAAAUAUGUAUAUGUUAUGUAAAAAAUUGUUAUUCAACUGCAUAUUACCAAAGCAUCAAUAUCUAGCUUUGUAUUUUAUCCAAGGGGGAAUUUUACAGGAAACUUUUUCAAUUUUAUGAGCUCAACGAAACUGCCGGUUAUAUUAGAUGAACAAAUCAAGAUUAUCUACUGAUUAAUUAAUAAAAAACGUCACUAAAUAAUGAUCUA